AUGUUACCUCACCAAUCGCUGGCUUACGAGACUCGAGAUUUGGCUGCUAUGGCUCCAUCGGAGGAAUCUAUUCUAAGCAAUUUCCUGCUAUCUCCCGCUUCAUUGCCGACCAUUAUCUCGCUGCAGAAAUUCACUGAGCUUUUCCCAAAGCGCCUGCAGUCCCAUCCUCAGAUCAGGGUUUUGUACAGGGAAUUGCAAGAACUGCGCGCUCAGGAUAUGGACAUGAUCACAGAACAUAUCCUCGAUGAAGUCAAGGCCAGCGAACAACAAAAGGUUGACCUGCUGCAAGCCGCCAAAGCGUCGGGAGUUCAUGGCUUCGGAGACAGUGAAAAUCGUGAGACGAACCUCGACCUCGAGUUUUUCGGACAGGCAUCCACCACCCAACAAGUGGAAUAUCAUUCCUCCUCCAGCCUUCUUGCAGAAAUGGAGAGCGCCUGUGCCGCCCUGGAGCAAGAAACCGCGGCUGUAGAGCAAGAAGCUACUUCCACUCUCUCUACAGUAAAGAAGAUUGUCAGUGAUCUGAGCGAUCUUCGUUAUGGGAAGUUGAACAAGUCUGGAAUUACCCCCGAGGAGUACGCCGGUGAAGUUGUCCGCGGACUGCACGGUCUACAAGAUGCGUGUGACCGCGCCAACAACAUAAAGUCAUGA
Talaromyces stipitatus ATCC 10500 is the source of this 648-nucleotide messenger RNA. RefSeq lists its product as uncharacterized. The coding region runs from base 1 to 648 and encodes 215 amino acids. Lineage: Eukaryota; Fungi; Ascomycota; Eurotiomycetes; Eurotiales; Trichocomaceae. Gene Ontology annotation, biological process: chromosome segregation. The transcript is spliced from 2 exons. The record is from RefSeq and is a predicted model, not a curated record. Gene Ontology annotation, cellular component: kinetochore; Mis6-Sim4 complex.